Messenger RNA from Lucilia sericata (common green bottle fly), 1907 nucleotides. Its product is annotated as oxysterol-binding protein-related protein 9-like. The record is from RefSeq and is a predicted model, not a curated record. Gene Ontology annotation, molecular function: sterol binding. The transcript is spliced from 10 exons. The coding region runs from base 300 to 1751 and encodes 483 amino acids. Gene Ontology annotation, cellular component: intracellular membrane-bounded organelle; membrane; cytosol. NCBI's taxonomy places the organism in Eukaryota, Metazoa, Arthropoda, Insecta, Diptera, Calliphoridae.
AAAGAAAUCUUAAUUUAUGACAUACAAACAGCAAACAAUCAUAAAAUUGAUUUUUAGUAUGAGUGAGACUCAUUUUUGGAAAACAGCCUAGUUUUAUACACUUACUAGUUUAAAAAUAAUGCAAUCCUAAAAGUAUACUAUAUAUAAAAUCAAUUGCAAAAGAAACAAACAAGCAAACAAACUAAACAACAACAACAUUGCUGUCGUCCAUACCUGCAUACAAUUGCAAUAUAAAUUCUAAAAAAUCUAUUCAAAAACUUCUAAAACCCCAAAGAAAACGCUCUAACAAAAAAAAAAACAUGUUUAAAAAGUGGGUUAAACGUGUAAGCAUAAGUGCAACUCGUGGAUUUUCCGUUGAAACGUCUCCAACAAAUGAAAAACCACCUGAACAACAAAAUAAUAAAACGGAACCCACACCGCCACCCUCUGUGCCUGAAAUUGACGAAUAUCAAACAGCCUCCAGUACGGUUAGUGACAUUGCCGGUGCUGAUGUUGUUGGCACAAGUUCACAACAGGGUGUGGGUGGUGGUGGUGGCGUUGGUGUUGUUGCUAACAGAAAUUCACUUUCAAAUCAAGAAUCCAUCGAUUAUGAUGCCUUAUACGAAGAGGAAGAAGAUACAAGUAUUAGCAUGGAAGCCCAUGGAUCAAUGAUAUCACAUUUAUUGUCACAAGUUAAAAUUGGUAUGGACUUGACAAAAGUUGUACUGCCAACAUUUAUAUUAGAAAGACGUUCCCUAUUGGAAAUGUAUGCUGACUAUUUUGCCCAUCCAGAUUUAUUUUUAAAGAUUGCCGAUUUAGAUAGUCCACGUGAACGUAUUGUACAGGUUUGUCGUUGGUAUUUAAGUGCUUAUCAUGCUGGACGUAAAAGUGCUGUUGCCAAAAAACCCUACAAUCCUAUAUUAGGUGAAGUUUUUCAAUGUCAUUGGGAUAUUCCUGGUGAAAAUCCCGAUGAAAAUAAUGUUCAAGAUGGUCCUAUACCCUGGUGCCGAAGAGAUCAGUUAACAUUUUUAGCCGAACAAGUUUCACAUCAUCCACCCAUUUCUGCGUUUUAUGCCGAACAUUUUAAUAAGAAAAUCACUUUCUCUGCUCAUGUCUGGACUAAAUCAAAAUUUUUGGGUUUAUCAGUGGGUGUACAUAAUAUUGGCGAAGGUGUUGUUACCCUAGUAGAUCGUGGUGAAGAAUAUAUUGUUACCUUUCCCAAUGGUUAUGGGCGUUCUAUUUUAACUAUACCCUGGAUUGAAUUGGGUGGUUCGGUGGAAAUCAAAUGUCCUCAAACUGGCUAUUAUGCUCAAGUGGAAUUUUUGACUAAACCAUUUUAUGGCGGUAAACGUAAUAAAGUUACUUGUGAGAUUUAUUCUCCCAAUGAAAAGAAACCAUUUGUUUCAAUUGCUGGCGAAUGGAGUGGUUUGAUGGAAGCUAAAUGGCAUGAUACACAUAAAACUGAAGUAUUUGUCGAUGUAAAUCGUAUACCAAUAUUUAAGAAACAAGUUCGACCAAUCGUUGAACAGGAAGAAUACGAAUCAAGACGUGUUUGGAAGGAAGUAACCGCUGGACUCAAAUUCAAUGACAUUGAAAAGGCAACAAAUGCUAAAUGCAAAGUCGAACAAAUACAGAGAGAAGAAGCCAAGGCUAGAAAAGAAACUGAAAUGUCCUGGGAACAUAAGUAUUUCAAACCAGUGGGUGAAAAUUGGAUCUAUACCAAACCCUUAAGCCAGCGUGUUUAUUUACAAGAAAAAGAAAGUAAAAGAUAAUAAAGCUAAAUGCUAAAAAUGUGCAAAGUAUAAUAAAUAAUAUGAAAAAGAAAACAUCUGUCUCAUAUCACUAAAUAAAAAGUAAAAAAAUAAACGAAUGCCGCCAAAUGAAAAAACAAACUAGUAAAGGAAAUAUUGAGUAAUAAAUGUUUAUAA